CACUGGGAUUACUGGCGUUCUGGAUUAUCACCACUUCAACUGCUGCUGAUUUCACAUUAUAAACAGGACAAUUAGAGGAGCUACGACUCAAAGUGAAAGUAAAUCUUUUAACUUUCUUGACAGACCAACUCCCUUGUUUGUGUGCUGUGUUUUCAGCUUCACUCAGAGAGAAAAUGGCUUCCAGAUCAGAGGAGGAUCUCACUUGUCCUAUUUGUCAGGAGAUCUUUAAGAACCCUGUUGUUCUGUCGUGUAGCCACAGCUUCUGUAAAGACUGUUUGCAGGAAUGGUGGACAGAGAAACCGAUACAUGAGUGUCCAGUUUGUAAGAGAAAAUCGUCAAAGGAUGAACCACCUCGUAACCUGGCGUUAAAGAACCUGUGUGAGGCGUUCUUACUGGAGAGAGAUCAGAGAGCUUCAGAGCCUCUCUGCAGUCUGCACUCUGAGAAACUCAAAGUCUUCUGUCUGGACCAUCAGCAGCCAGUUUGUCUCGUCUGCAGAGACUCAAAGACACACAACAACCACAGAUUCAGACCCAUCGAUGAAGCUGCACAGGAUCACAAAGAGGAGCUCCAGAAAUCCCUGAAGCCCUUACAGGAGAAACUGAAGCUCUGUGGACAAGUUAAAGGAAACUGUGAUCAAACAGCAGAACACAUUAAGGUCCAGGCCCGACACACAGAGAGGCAGAUUAAGGAGCAGUUUAAGAAGCUUCACCAGUUUCUACAAGAGGAAGAGGAGGCCAGGAUCUCUGCUCUGAGGGAGGAAGAGGAGCAGAAGAGUCAGAUGAUGAAGGAGAAGAUUGAUGCUCUGAGCAGAGAGAUAGCAGCUCUUUCAGACACAAUCAGAGCCACAGAGGAGGAGCUAAGAGCUGAACACGUCUCAUUCCUGCAGAACUACAAGGCUGCAGUGGAAAGAGUCCAGCAGCGCCUCCUGCUGGAGGAUCCACAGCUGCUCUCAGGAGCUCUGAUAGAUGUGGCCAAACACCUGGGCAACCUGGCCUUCAACAUCUGGAACAAGAUGAAGGAGAUGGUCUCCUACACUCCUCUGAUUCUGGAUCCAAACACUGCUCAUCCAGUAUACAUCCUGUCUGAAGAUCUGACCAGCGUGAGAUUUGGAGAGAAACAGAAACUUCCUGACAAUCCAGAGAGGUUUAAUUACCACCCCGCUGUCCUGAGCUCUGAGGGCUUUAACUCUGGGACUCACAGCUGGGACGUUGAGGUUACACCUGAUAAAGUCUGGGCCAUAGGUGUGAUGAAGGAGUCUGUCUGGAGAAAGGGUAAAAUACCAACUGGCUUCUGGGAGAUUUACUUCUUUGAUGGAAAAUACACAGCAGCCUCCCCACCACACUUUAAAAAAGUCCUCUCAGUGACGAAGAGGCCACAGAGGAUCAGAGUUCAUCUGGACUUUGACAAAGGAAAACUGUCAUUCUUUGAUUCUGAUACAAACACACACAUACACACCUUCACACACACUUUCACUGAGAGACUGUUUCCACAUAUUGUCACUGAGAAUAAACUCUCAAUGAAGAUAUUACCAGAGACGGUCUCUGUCACAGUGGGACAGCACACAGUCCCUUCAUCAAGCUCAUGGCGUUGGUUUUAG
Centropristis striata (black sea bass) is the source of this 1598-nucleotide messenger RNA. RefSeq names its product nuclear factor 7, ovary-like. The coding region runs from base 174 to 1598 and encodes 474 amino acids. NCBI's taxonomy places the organism in Eukaryota, Metazoa, Chordata, Actinopteri, Perciformes, Serranidae. Gene Ontology annotation, biological process: protein ubiquitination. The record is from RefSeq and is a predicted model, not a curated record. The transcript has a single exon. Gene Ontology annotation, molecular function: ubiquitin-protein transferase activity; zinc ion binding; protein binding.